AUGCCCUGCGUCCGCACCCUCCUCGGCCUCCUGGCGGCCUUGGCGGUCGGGGGCGCCGUCGCCUUCCUCGGCUACUGCCUGUACUUCGACCGGAAGCGGCGCGGCGACCCCGCGUUCAAGCGCCGCCUGCGGGACCGGAGAAGAGCGGCGCCGCGGGCCGGGGCAGGCGGCGCGCAGUUGUGGGAUCCAGAAAAGAAUGAAAAAUUGCAAGAACGUUUUCUGCAAGAGGUACAAAUGGGAGAACUUUGGUUAUCCAGAGGAGAGCAUAGAAUGGGGGUUGAACACCUCAGCAAUGCCCUCUUAGUGUGUGGGCAACCACAGGAACUUCUGAAGGUUUUCAAACACACACUCCCGCCCAAGGUAUUUGAGAUGCUGCUGCACAAAAUUCCUCUUAUUUGCCAGCAAUUUGAGGCAAACAUGAAUGAACAGGAAUACUUGGAGGAUGAUCCUGACUGA
Equus quagga is the source of this 456-nucleotide messenger RNA. RefSeq names its product translocase of outer mitochondrial membrane 20 like (gene TOMM20L). Gene Ontology annotation, molecular function: transmembrane protein transporter activity. The transcript has 5 exons. Gene Ontology annotation, biological process: protein import into mitochondrial matrix; protein targeting; tRNA import into mitochondrion. Gene Ontology annotation, cellular component: mitochondrial outer membrane; mitochondrial outer membrane translocase complex. Bases 1 to 456 code for a protein of 151 amino acids. NCBI's taxonomy places the organism in Eukaryota, Metazoa, Chordata, Mammalia, Perissodactyla, Equidae. The record is from RefSeq and is a predicted model, not a curated record.